Messenger RNA from Pecten maximus, 2046 nucleotides. RefSeq names its product zinc metalloproteinase-disintegrin VMP-II-like. Lineage: Eukaryota; Metazoa; Mollusca; Bivalvia; Pectinida; Pectinidae. The transcript has 16 exons. Gene Ontology annotation, molecular function: metalloendopeptidase activity. The record is from RefSeq and is a predicted model, not a curated record. The coding region runs from base 1 to 2046 and encodes 681 amino acids. Gene Ontology annotation, biological process: proteolysis.
AUGGGGGUACAGCUGUUACAGUCGUACUAUGGGGGUACAGCUGUUACAGUCGUACUAUGGGGGUACAGCUGUAAGAGUCGUACUAUGAGGGUACAGCUGUUACAGUCGUACUAUGAGGGCACAGCUGUUACGGUCGUAAUAUGGGGGUACAGCUGUAAGAGUCGUACUAUGGGGGUACAGCUGUUACAGUCGUACUAUGAGGGUACAGCUGUAAGAGUCGUACUAUGGGGGUACAGCUGUAAGAGUCGUACUAUGAGGGUACAGCUGUUACAGUCGUACUAUGAGGGCACAGCUGUACAGUCGUACUAUGAGGAACACGUGACAUUGCACAUCAGUGACACAGGACGCCAUAAAAGAUCAGGCGGUGGCGUUAUUUCCUUUCCGGAUGAUUUAGGGAUACAUUUUGACACGGAAAACUCCUCUGUCAGUCUCUCUUUACGACGUAACUAUGCUCUGAAUGAGAACGUGCCUGUCUACGUCAUUGAAGAAAACGGCAUAGUCCAACAAAAUUUACCUGUUGUAACGGAUACAGCAUAUUACCAAGACGUAGAACAUGGGGCAGCUUUUACGGUCAAAUUCGACGAAAAAACAUCAAAAGUUUCAAAUCUGUUUGGGACACUGAGAUUACGCAAUGCGAAUUACUUUCUGGAGAGGUCUGGUGACAUUGACAGCAAUGACAAUUCACAAUUUCGUCUGCGGAAGUAUAAGGUCAAGGCCGGCAUGGUUGUGGACUUUGUACGAAAAAAAGUUGAUGAUUUUGUCGGGGAAAAGGACGAUACAACUUAUUUGGGCGAAUCUCGGAACAGAGGCAAAACUGGAAGUGGACGCAGGCUAGAUGAUCGCAUACCACCCAUUCCCAGUCCACGGGUGAAACGGGCUGCUGUUCAACAAACAGUAGAAAUUAUGAUCACAUCCGAUCAUACCAUUUACAGCUAUUGGUAUGACGACAGCAAUGCCACAUCGACUGCACAGAAAGACACGGACGCCAUGGCAAGCAUCAGGCAGCACUACGCUCAUUCCAUGAACGAGAUAGAUACUAUGUAUGCCAGUAUUGAUUCGUCAUCGAUUUCCAUAAAAACAGUGUUUGCCUGUAUGGUCGUUUCCAAAUCCACAACAACGUCCGAAUGGACAGUGCCUCGUGUUAGCGAUGGGAAGGUGGACUCCAGUGAAGUACUAAAUAACUUCACUGCUUGGGAACGACAAGCACUUCUUAAUUGCAGCUACGAUCACGCCAUGUUGUUUAGCAGGUACGACUUCACAGCAACGGUCAACGGGGUGGUCUCGGAUUCCAAUGCAGGUUUGGCGUGGUUAUCUGCUGCUUGCAGAACUUUCAAACAAUCCAUAACGGAGUAUUCAUUUGACACUAGCAUGAAUGGAGUAGCGGCUCAUGAACUCGGACACAAUCUUGGAGCUGAUCAUGACCAAGACGGCAAUGCUUGCUUGAGUAAUAACAAGUACAUCAUGGCGCCAAGUCUGGGACAAGGUCCUAGUUCAGCUAGGGAUAACCCAUGGAAAUUCUCAACCUGCUCCGUCACGUACUUUGAGAAUUAUAUCGCAACGUUGGACUCAAGCAACAAUAAUUGUCUUUUGACCUUGAGUGAUACUCACAACUCGACGGCAUUGUCUCCGUAUGACCAGGAAAUCCCGGGCCAGGUGACCUCGGCUGAUAAGCAGUGCGUUCGACUAGAAGGAGCUGGAUCCCACCUAUGCCGGGAAUUGUACUCUUCCGGUUUUUCCAGCAUGUGUUACUCGAUGUGGUGUCGAAAAUCUAAUUCCAAUGUUUGCGGUGGUUACACUGCUGCUACCGGAACCACAUGUGGUAACCGAAAGUGGUGUUACCAAGGUUACUGUGUCUCCAAUUCCACAGCACCUGCCGUCAGUGAUUCGUGCCCGUAUGGUGACAACCCCGGUGUUGUGUAUACAGCAGGAAAUGAUACCUACACGUGCGCUACGCUUUUCACGAGCUUUGGUUUCAACAAUUGCCCCACCUUUUACUCCUCCUGCUGUGAUACGUGCUCAGCAUAUGCCCGAUCAUCCCAGGGAUAG